UGAUAGGUGGUCGAGUUGUGUUUGGCCGGGUGGAUAUGCGCAAGCAAAGUCGAGGAGCUUUAUUUCCCCUCUCUUGUGGGAUUAUUGCCAGCGAUGGACAGAGAGAGGAAGGGGGAACAGCGACUGGGGUUUCUUGAUUUCCACGGUUAUAAACGCGCAGAGCAUCACAAAAGGACACUGACCGUUUAAAUAUCACAUUAGGGAACCUUUAAUAGUUUUUGAAAUAUAGGAAAAAUUAGUUGCCCAAGUGAAACAGGCGCAACCAUGACCACGGAGAGCUCCAAGCAACAUUUGGAUCCAUCUGAUCUUCGCUGCUCCAGUCCAGCGGCUGAUGCUAUGAAUGCAGCUCUGCUGAGCGCACAGCCGGUGAUGGAGAGCGCGCACAAUGAAUCACCCAAAUGGAAAAAGGGAAACUCUGGCAUGAGGCGUCCUGAAAAGCCUCCCUACUCAUAUAUCGCACUCAUUGUGAUGGCAAUUCAAAGUUCACCAACCAAAAGGCUAACUUUGAGUGAAAUAUAUCAGUUCCUGCAGGCCCGCUUCCCUUUCUUCAUGGGAUCAUACCAGGGAUGGAAAAACUCCGUCAGACACAACCUGUCUCUAAACGAGUGUUUUAUAAAACUGCCUAAGGGUCUCGGUAGACCUGGCAAGGGGCACUACUGGACCAUCGACCCGAGUAGUGAGUUUAUGUUCGAGGAGGGCUCCUUUCGUCGCAGACCUCGGGGGUUCCGUAGGAAAUGCCAAGCUUUGAAACCAAUGUACAGGAUGAUGAAUGGUAUCGGGUUCGGUGCGUCCAUGCUGCCUCAAAACUUUGAUUUCCAAUCACCUCCAGGUUCAUUAGCAUGUCAUAACAGCUACAACAUAGACUUGAUGGGUAACGCAGUGCCAGGUGGCUUCGAAGGACUCGAAAGAGGAUAUCACGUCCCACAAAUGUCAUCCGGCUCCGGUUCAUCGUACAUGGCCGCAUGUCAGGUGGCCUCUAAUGCGGACUAUUGCCCGGACAGCAACAGCCCCCUGCAGUCCUCACCAGCGAUGGUAGGCACUUUGGACAGUCAGUCUCCGUAUGCAAAUGCAGCUUCACACUGGAGUUCACCUGGUGUAUCUUCAUACAUGAAACAGCAGUCGCUGGCAUCAAGCAGCCCCACUUCGUCUGGUCUGCACACGGGGAUGUCGUCUUACUCUCUGGAUCAAGGCUAUCUGCACCAUAAUGCACGAGAUUCCUCGGAGAUUGCAGCGGGACUGUCUCGAUACUCCAGCCACUCAGCUCCUGUGUGUGACAGGAAGGACUUCAUGUUGAACCUCAAUGGAAUCUCUUCCCUUCACCCCAGCACCGGCGGCUCUUACUACCAUCCGCUUCAUCACCAUCACCAAAGCGUCUAUCAGGACGUAAAGCCAUGUGUCAUGUGACAAAACACCUAAUACAGAACUGUCAAGAACUUUUCUGCUAAAUUCAACCACACGAGUGGAGUUAUUUUAAUCCUCGUUGACCUUUGGUAAAAUGGCAAUUUGACCUCUUUUUUAACCGUUUAGUAAUGGCUAUGGUGACUUGUUUUGCCACUCUCACUACACGACUGACUUUACACAUAUGAAUAAGCAAUAUCAACAUUUUAACAACAAAAAAAAAAUACGUACACGUAUCUAAAUUCAUCUUUAUUCAUGCACUUAAUUUUGUGUUGCUGAAAUUGUUGCUGAUUUCCUGCAACAGGCCAUUAAAGAGAUUUAUUUUUUAAAGGAAAAUUGGAAGUGU
Molecule: messenger RNA, 1744 nt
Organism: Cottoperca gobio
Lineage: Eukaryota; Metazoa; Chordata; Actinopteri; Perciformes; Bovichtidae
Gene: foxf2a
Product: forkhead box F2a
Exons: 2
Coding region: 265-1404 (379 amino acids)
Biological process (GO): animal organ morphogenesis; regulation of transcription by RNA polymerase II
Cellular component (GO): nucleus
Molecular function (GO): RNA polymerase II cis-regulatory region sequence-specific DNA binding; DNA-binding transcription factor activity, RNA polymerase II-specific
Source: RefSeq, a predicted model, not a curated record